AAAUGUCAGAAUUAAAUUUUCUAACCGCAAAAAUCUAUUUUUAGAUCGCGUUAAUCGCAAGAAAAUAUUGAAUUAUGGCAGCAAACAGUAUUUUUUUGGACUUCUCCGUCGACCCAGCUUGUGUAAAAAGCGACAUCGAGCAAUCAUUAAUCGCGAAUAACCUCGAAAACCUCCUAAGAGAUUACCUCCCGAAUUUGAAGCCGGUUCAUGGAUUCCCGAUGGAAGAUUCCCUCGUUAAGCUGUACACUUGCACAAUGGGGGGACUAAUAACAGUAAGGAUUUAUAAUAACGGCCUGGUUACCGUUAACAUCGAAUAUUACAAAGGGGACCAUCAAGAACCCAUCGUUUCUUGCGAGAAAAUUAAAAAUCUUAGAGAUGAUAUUGGAAAUAAGAUUUCCGAGGCUGUUCAUUGUCACCGCUUAGUCCCGAUUCGGAGGAGUAUCGUUGACCGAUACUUCCCAUCCUCAGAUGACCGCUUGCUGGAAUAUGACAUCGAUCGAGUUGUUUUCGACGAAAAAACGGCGUACCAACGAGUUUUAAUCGUUCAUUCAAAAACUUUGGGGAAUAUGCUCGUUUUGGACGAUUUACAAAAUAUUUCCGAAGCUGAUUUAAUCUACACAGAAACUUUAAUGUCUCGGGGGAAAGAAAACUACAAAGACAAAGAAAUCGUUAUUUUAGGUGGCGGAGAUGGUGCUUUAUUGUACGAACUGCUUAAAGAAGAGCCCAAAAACGUGAUUAUGCUGGAAAUAGAUGAAGUUGUGAUGAAGGCUUGCGCUAAACACAUGAAAUCGAUUUGCGGAGACGUUUUGGAUAACUACAACGGACCAAACUACCAAAUCAUCGUUGAUGAUUGCAUUAAAUCCCUCGAGCAGUUCAUUCAACAAGGUAGGAAAUUUGAUUAUGUUUUUGGAGAUUUAACCGAUAUCCCGAUUUCGGAAACGCCAACCGGUGAACUUUGGAAUUUUGUUUUAAAAAUUCUGCAAAUGUCGUUUAAAAUUUUAAAACCCGAUGGGAAAUUUAUGACUCACGGUAAUGGAAAGAGUUCAAUCGAAUCGUUAGAAAUGUACGAGUCGCAAUUGAUGAAACUAAACCCACCGGUUAUUAUAAACAAAACGACCGCUUUUGUCCCAUCUUUCUUGGAAGAUUGGGUUUUCUACCAGAUUAGUUUUGCUGAACGAGCGUAACGAAGAUUCCGAAAAAAAAUGAUUAGUUUGCACACUUGUUCGCAUGUUAGGUAGCACUACCGUUUCGUUUUUUCGUUCCUAUUCUGUAUUAUCUUAACGUUUUAAGAAGUAAAUACAAAAAUUAGUGGUUUCCAUCA
This is a messenger RNA of Onthophagus taurus, 1321 nucleotides long. Lineage: Eukaryota; Metazoa; Arthropoda; Insecta; Coleoptera; Scarabaeidae. The record is from RefSeq and is a predicted model, not a curated record.